GGAGCCCUUAAGGCCUUUCGAUUUGGCAAAAAUAGUAGCUAUCAGCAGCUAAUAGCAACUUAAAACUUAGAGUUACUCUGAACUGAUAUUAGUUGCUAAUAGGUACUAUUUUUUCCAAAGCGAAAGCCCCCCAUAAGGGAUAUGUGCUAUGGAUCGAGUAAAUCUGGCAUCAAGAAGUAUGGUUAUGUUAUCCGAGAACUAAUUGUAGACAUUUUUUUAAUAUUUUAAUAAUAAUAAUAAUAAUAAUAGUAACAGUUAUUAUGACAUUAAAUUUUAAUCAGAGUCGAUUUAUAAGUUACAAACAAGUGAGAACUUGGUAUGCCAACCUUGUUAAACCGAGAAAAAAUGAAGCUCCAUAUAGGCACAUAAUUCAAAUUGGCGAUCCUACAUUAAGAGCAACAUCCGAAAAAGUACCAACACAUUUGAUAACUUCUCCAGAAAUAAAAUCUGUUAUUGACCAAAUGAAAUUAGUAUUCAAUAAGUACAAAUGUGUUGGACUAUCCGCUGCACAAAUAGGAAUCCCGAUACAAAUAUUCUUAAUGGAAUUUAACAAAAACCACGCCAAAUUGUUCAACAAACAGGAGCAGAAGAAUAUGGAGAUGUUACAUUACCCGCUAAAAGUAGUUAUAAAUCCAGAAAUAAAAAUAUUAGAUUAUACCAAAAUCAUAUUUCCAGAGGCUUGUGAAAGUAUUAAAGGAUUUUAUGCUGAUGUUGCUCGAUACCGAUCUCUAAAUCUAAAAGGAUUUGAUGAAAAUGGAAAUAAUUUCUCAGAAAACUUUAAUGGUUGGCUAGCACGAAUUAUUCAGCACGAAAUUGAUCACCUUAAUGGAAUCACAUAUACAGAUGUUAUGGAUAGAAAAACUUUUACUUGUAGCUGCUGGAAUGUAAUAAAUGAACGUGGGGGAAGAGUAGAAUUACCUUACGGUCCACAAUAAAGUAAUUAAUUAAUGACUACUUAAGUGUAAAGUUUUUGAAAUAAAAUAGAUAUUGUAAUAAUAAAU
Anoplophora glabripennis (Asian longhorned beetle) is the source of this 1001-nucleotide messenger RNA. Its product is annotated as peptide deformylase, mitochondrial-like. The record is from RefSeq and is a predicted model, not a curated record. Gene Ontology annotation, molecular function: peptide deformylase activity. Bases 261 to 935 code for a protein of 224 amino acids. NCBI's taxonomy places the organism in Eukaryota, Metazoa, Arthropoda, Insecta, Coleoptera, Cerambycidae. Gene Ontology annotation, cellular component: mitochondrion. The transcript has 3 exons. Gene Ontology annotation, biological process: peptidyl-methionine modification; N-terminal protein amino acid modification.